CCGAAUCCGAGGCUCGACGAAACGCAUCCAGCUGCUGCUCAUAUCUCACUCUUACAUAUUUUAUAAGGUUUUUACACGAAACCGAAUCGCUUGAACUGAGUGUAAGUGUUUUAUCCAUUUGAUCGCUUCAUAGUCAUUUUUGCACCAUUUUAAUGUUCCUGUCAGUGAGGCGGGCGUUCGCGAGGCACUUCUGCUUCUGUCAGCAAGCUCACCGCUUCCUGGAGCGGGCAGGACCUCAAGCAAACACGCUGGAGUAGGAGGACAAGCACGUUUCAAUAAGCUUUUGGAUUCAUUGUCGUGGAGCAGCGUUUUCUUGCGGUUGGUUUCUGAGAGGCGGUGGAGCUGUUUUUCGGACUGCGAUGCAUCGCUUAAGGACUUGUGCUGCACGGCUGCGGCCGCUCACAGCCUCUCAGAGCCCUCACAGUUUUCCACAACACAAAACAGCAGUGGCACCUGGGGCCCUAAGGACGUUUCAGCCCAUUAGGUGCUACACGGCCCCUGUCACUGCUGAGCCUUUUCUCAAUGGGACAAGCUCCAAUUAUGUGGAGGAGAUGUACUUUGCAUGGCUGGAGAACCCCAAGAGCGUGCACAAGUCGUGGGACAUCUUCUUCCGUAAUGCCAAUGCAGGUGCACCCCCAGGCACCGCCUAUCAGAGCCCCCCUCCGCUGGGCAUGAGUCUCAAAGGACUGUCUGAUUCCCAGGCUCUGGUCGGAUCCCAGCCGAAUAUUGAAAAACUGGUGGAAGACCACCUUGCUGUUCAGACCCUUAUUCGUGCUUACCAGAUUCGCGGGCACCAUGUUGCACAGCUGGACCCACUCGGAAUUAUGGAUGCCGAUCUUGAUUCGUGUGUACCUGCAGAUAUUAUCACGUCCUCCGAUAAACUUGGCUUCUAUGGUCUGGAAGAGACGGAUCUGGACAAAGUUUUCCGGCUUCCCACCACCACUUUUAUUGGGGGCAGUGAGAGUGCCCUUCCUCUCAGGGAAAUCAUCAGACGUUUGGAGAUGGCGUACUGUCAGCACAUUGGUGUGGAGUUCAUGUUUAUCAAUGACCUGGACCAGUGCCAGUGGAUCAGACAGAAGUUUGAGAAGCCAGGAGUGAUGCAGUUUACUCCGGAUGAGAAGAGAACUCUACUGGCCCGAAUGAUCCGUUCAACCAGGUUUGAGGAGUUCCUGCAGAGGAAGUGGUCAUCAGAGAAACGCUUUGGGCUGGAGGGAUCCGAGUCUCUUAUUCCUGCACUUAAAACCAUCAUUGACAGAUCCAGUGAGAACGGAGUGGAGAAUGUUAUUAUGGGCAUGCCACACAGAGGUCGUCUGAAUGUGCUUGCUAACGUGAUCCGUAAGGAGCUGGAGCAGAUCUUUUGCCAGUUUGAUUCGAAGCUGGAGGCUGCUGAUGAGGGCUCCGGAGAUGUAAAGUAUCAUCUGGGUAUGUACCACAGACGCAUAAACCGAGUCACCGAGCGCCACAUCACCUUGUCUCUGGUGGCCAACCCUUCACAUCUGGAGGCUGUGGACCCUGUAGUGCAGGGCAAGACCAAGGCAGAGCAGUUCUACUGUGGUGACACUGAUGGUAACAGGGUGAUGUCAAUCUUGUUACAUGGAGAUGCAGCUUUUGCAGGUCAGGGCAUUGUCUACGAGACCUUCCACCUUAGUGACCUCCCAUCCUACACCACUCACGGCACUGUGCAUGUGGUGGUCAACAACCAGAUUGGCUUCACCACUGACCCUCGAAUGGCUCGCUCCUCACCGUAUCCCACUGACGUCGCCAGAGUGGUCAACGCUCCCAUUUUCCACGUCAAUGCAGAUGACCCAGAAGCUGUGAUGUACGUGUGCAACGUGGCCGCAGAGUGGAGAGCCACGUUCCAUAAGGAUGUGGUCGUUGAUCUGGUGAGCUACAGACGAAACGGACACAACGAGAUGGACGAGCCAAUGUUUACUCAACCACUGAUGUACAAACAGAUAAAGAAACAGAAACCUGUUCUGCAGAAAUACGCUGACAAACUCAUAGCAGAAGGAGUUGUUACCAGACAGGAGUAUGAGGAGGAAAUCGCUAAAUAUGACAAAAUCUGUGAGGAGGCAUACAAUCGUUCUAAAGAUGAGAAGAUCCUGCACAUUAAGCACUGGCUUGACUCACCUUGGCCAGGUUUCUUCACGCUGGAUGGUCAGCCUAAGAGUAUGAGCUGUCCGUCCACAGGUCUGAAUGAGGAAGUGCUGAGUCACAUCGGUCAUGUGGCUUCAUCUGUACCGGUUGAGGACUUUACUGUCCAUGGAGGUCUCACUCGUAUUCUAAAAGGAAGGGCAGGGAUGGUUGAGAACCGAACGGUGGACUGGGCCCUUGGUGAAUACAUGGCCUUCGGCUCUCUUCUGAAAGAAGGCAUUCAUGUGCGUCUCAGUGGCCAGGACGUGGAGAGAGGAACCUUCAGUCAUCGGCAUCAUGUGCUACACGAUCAGAACGUGGACAAGAGGACCUGUAUUCCCAUGAACUACAUGGAUCCAAACCAGGCUCCUUAUACCGUGUGUAACAGCUCCCUGUCUGAAUAUGGGGUUCUAGGUUUUGAGCUUGGAUUUGCCAUGGCUAGUCCUAAUGCCCUGGUGCUCUGGGAAGCUCAGUUUGGAGACUUCCACAACACAGCCCAGUGCAUCAUCGAUCAAUUCAUAUCCCCCGGCCAGGCAAAGUGGGUCCGGCAGAACGGCAUCGUGCUGCUAUUGCCUCACGGCAUGGAGGGCAUGGGUCCAGAACACUCGUCCGCUCGUCCAGAGAGGUUUCUGCAGAUGUGCAACGAUGACCCUGAUGUGUUUCCGAAAAUCACAGAUGACUUUGCCGUUCGUCAGCUUUACGACUGUAACUGGAUUGUGGUGAACUGCUCCACUCCUGCAAACCUCUUCCAUGUUCUGAGAAGACAAAUCCUUCUGCCCUUCAGAAAACCUCUUAUUAUCUUCACACCUAAAUCGCUGCUGCGCCACCCAGAAGCCAAAUCAAGUUUUGACGACAUGUUACCAGGCACACACUUCAGACGCUUAAUACCUGAGGAGGGAAGCGCAUCCCAGAAUUCAACUGGAGUGAAGAAUCUCAUCUUCUGCACUGGGAAAGUUUACUACGACCUUACCAAAGAGCGAAAGACCAGAGGUCUGGAGGACAAAGUGGCCAUCAGCCGCAUUGAACAGCUCUCUCCAUUCCCAUUUGACCUGGUGAAAGCAGAGGCGGAGAGAUUUCCAGAGGCAAAGCUGCUGUGGUGUCAAGAGGAGCACAAGAAUCAAGGCUACUACGACUACGUCAAGCCUCGCAUCACCAGAACCUUUAACAGCACCCGUCCUGUCUGGUAUGCCGGCCGAGAACCUGCUGCUGCACCCGCCACCGGGAACAAGAAAGCUCAUCUUGUGGAGCUGCAGAGGCUUCUGGACACAGCCUUCAACCUGGAUGCAUCCCAGGGCCAGUCCUAAUCAUCCACCCGCUUUCCAUUUCUCCAUUCCUUGUUUAUCAGGAAACUCGCGCUGCUGUUAGCAUAGGAGGGCAAGUUGACAGCAAGGUAUCCUCUUUUUAAUGCCAUAGUGGAUCUGUCGCAUCUAAUUCCCAAAGUACAGUUAUUCCUUUCCCAUGCAACAUGCUGAUCUAUACAGUUUUCCUUGAAAUGGUAACAGUUUGUAUGCAUGUUCCUCUAAGCCAGUGCUUCCCAAACCUGGUCCGCAAGUACUCCCUUUCAGAAAGUUUUAACUAAACGACUGAUUCAACUCAUCAGUAUCUUUCUAGAAUGGUUAACAUGUCUCGCUAAGUUAAAUCAGGUGUGUUAAAUGAGAAGACAUCAUCUAAAACAUUCUGGGAGGGGGUACUUGAGGACCCGGAUUGGGAAACACUGCUGUAAGCCAUAUUGAUGAUGGUUUAAAUGGAGCCUUAAAAGGGAAUACAUUUAAAUAGGCAAAACUAAUGCAUGCACUGUUCAUAAAACAAUAAGACGCGUUUUAAAAAUAGCAUAAGGACGUUUAGGGGCAUGCAUGCAUUUUUAAAUUAAAGAGGAACAAGUCAGCUUGCCUGCAUUUUUAUAAAACGGUAUAUUGUUCGUGUUUUGGCAUUUGUUAUUGAAUGUAUUUGGAAAUGCCUCUUUGGUACAGGCGUCCCCUUCCUAAUCAUGAAAGCGUUAUCUUCAUUGCCCUCUAAACACUCCGUGCCAAAUUAUCAUGAACACUGGUAAGGAUUGUAAACCGACAAAGUCAUUUUAUCUUAUUGUAAUUUAAUAAACAACAAACUGAGCAAGCUGAAGGAAUCUCUCCAAGACUUAAAAUAUUUAUUUUACUAGGAUUAUGUUUAUUUCACGCUAUCAUUGUUUCAUUCAAUAAAGCAUUUAAAUUCUGAA
Messenger RNA from Paramisgurnus dabryanus, 4345 nucleotides. RefSeq names its product oxoglutarate dehydrogenase b (gene ogdhb). Gene Ontology annotation, cellular component: oxoglutarate dehydrogenase complex; mitochondrion. Gene Ontology annotation, molecular function: thiamine pyrophosphate binding; oxoglutarate dehydrogenase (succinyl-transferring) activity. The record is from RefSeq and is a predicted model, not a curated record. Gene Ontology annotation, biological process: tricarboxylic acid cycle. NCBI's taxonomy places the organism in Eukaryota, Metazoa, Chordata, Actinopteri, Cypriniformes, Cobitidae.